AUGGCGCCAAUACGCAGAUAUCUGCGCAUUAGCAAAUAUUCUGUUCUCGAAUGUCGCAUAUAUGUCGAUAAUCCAGCUUUGGCAGAAAGUUGGCUACUCAAUUCAAGAAACCCAAUCUUGCCCCGAGUCAUCGAGAAGGUUCGUCCACUGGUUCUGCCAAAGUUGCGCGAAGAGCAGGAAAGGAGCAAGUCGAAGGGAAAGAAAAAAGGCGUGAAGGAUGUUGUUAGUGAUGAGGACUUCGAAGUAUCGAUAUUUUUGACGGAAACCAGUACACGCCAUUCUAUCAUUUUCAAACACAAGCAUUUUCGAGAUAUAAACAAGAAAGCUUUAAAGUCGAAUUCCGACAAACUUACUGGCAAUACGAAUGAUGCGCCAAUUGAAGUAGCUGAUGGCCCAGCUACUGUGAGAGAAGCAAGCGAAGAGUCAUUUUCUCUACAAGACAUACCUGAAGUAGGAGAUGAUUCAGAUUUAUUUAUUAGUGAAGAUGAAGGGCCUCACGGAUCAAAACGUUCAAGAAUUGGGCGGGAAUCUCUAGACUCUGAUUUUGGUCCUCUAGCGAAACGUCGGAAAGAUAGAGAAGCAUCAGGGAUGAUGACGACAAAAAGAAGAUGGCAAUGGAUACAUCUUACGAUGGAUUCUCAGUGA
Botrytis fragariae is the source of this 645-nucleotide messenger RNA. RefSeq lists its product as uncharacterized. The record is from RefSeq and is a predicted model, not a curated record. The transcript has 2 exons. Lineage: Eukaryota; Fungi; Ascomycota; Leotiomycetes; Helotiales; Sclerotiniaceae. Bases 1 to 645 code for a protein of 214 amino acids.